Molecule: messenger RNA, 736 nt
Organism: Nylanderia fulva
Lineage: Eukaryota; Metazoa; Arthropoda; Insecta; Hymenoptera; Formicidae
Product: COX assembly mitochondrial protein homolog
Cellular component (GO): mitochondrion
Source: RefSeq, a predicted model, not a curated record
CUUAUUGCGCCCUCUGACAGCUGAUACCCCAAAAUAUACAACAUACAACAAAAAAAAGUAAUGCAAAAUAUACAAUGAAGGAAGAAUAUUCGAUUCUUUCGCCUAAACUUUCCGGGGGACCGAAGGGAUUGGGCGAUCCUAAUGAUAAGAGCUUGAGGAAAGUGGAGAAGGAUGUGCUGAUACCAAAGUUAAUGCGAGAAAGAACGAAAACAGAGAAAUGCGUUGCAGAAGUUAAAGAGUUCCAUGACUGCUGUCUCAAUUCAGGAUUGUUAAACGUUAUAAAGUGUAGGAAGGAAAAUGAUGUAAUGAAAUCGUGCAUGGAAAAGUGGUAUUAUAAUCAAGACUUUAUUAAAGAAUGUACAGAACAAUAUCUAAAUGAAAGAAGUGAAUUCAGGAAGACUGGAAUUCCUAAAAAGAAAAGAGCUGCCAGACUAGAAGCAUCGUUAUAAAUAUAAAGAUAACAAAUAGAUAAUAUCAGGAUUGUUUAUGUUGUUUCAUUAUAAAUUUACUAAGUAUGAUAUCUGUACAAUUGAUAUGUGGAUAACUUUUUCAAUAGAAAAGUCAUAGAAUAUUAUGCAAAUUAUUUCAAAAUGCAGUAGAAAAGUCAAAUGCGCAAUUGGAAAUUAAAUUAUUAUGUUAAUUUUGAUUGAUAUACUGCUUUUACUACUUGUUUUGAAUUUUUGUAUAGCAAAUUCUUGUAUAUUAAUUGAAUGUACAUAAAGUGAAGUAUUUUGGA